Messenger RNA from Daucus carota subsp. sativus, 1649 nucleotides. Its product is annotated as probable amino acid permease 7. NCBI's taxonomy places the organism in Eukaryota, Viridiplantae, Streptophyta, Magnoliopsida, Apiales, Apiaceae. Gene Ontology annotation, molecular function: amino acid transmembrane transporter activity. Gene Ontology annotation, biological process: amino acid transmembrane transport. The record is from RefSeq and is a predicted model, not a curated record. The coding region runs from base 99 to 1520 and encodes 473 amino acids. The transcript has 7 exons. Gene Ontology annotation, cellular component: membrane.
UGUUACUAAUAGAGUAGAUUAUAUAUAUGCAGUACAGUUGACGAGAUGUAUCCUGAACAUAGUUUUAUGUGGUUUGUGUACUAGCACCAGAAGAGGUGAUGGGGGUAGAAAAAACAGCAGAAGAUGAUGAUGCUCUCGCUCCUUUCCUGCCCCCCAAACCAGCAAAUGCAUCUCUGAUCCCUCCCCACCUCCACAACCGCAAUGGGAAUACAUGGACUGCUGUGGCACAUAUAAUUACAGCAGUCAUUGGGUCAGGAGUACUAUCUUUGGCAUGGAGUAUUUCGCAGCUUGGUUGGAUUGGUGGUCCUUUAUCUAUUGUUUCCUUCGGACUCAUGAGUCUACUUUCUGCAUUUCUUUUAUCCGAAUGCUAUCGAUCUCCUGACCCUGAUUUUGGACCCUCCAGAAAUGGUAGUUACAUGGAUGCUGUUAAGGCCAUCUUAGGGAAUUGGAGUGUCUGGUUAUGCAAUAUAUUUUUUCGUCUGAAUUUAUUCAAGACUGGAGUUGUCUAUAUGAUAACAUCUGGAAUCAGCAUGAGGGCAAUUCAGCAAUCAAAUUGUUAUCACAAGGAUGGGCACGAGGCUCCUUGUGAAUAUGAAAAUACUUAUUCUAUACUUCUUUUUGGAAUUGUUCAAAUUUUUGUCUCCCAGAUACCUGAUUUUAGUGAUACAAAGUGGCUUUCCAUUGUUGCUGCUAUCAUGUCCUUCACUUAUGCUGGUAUUGGAUCAGUACUUGGCUUGGCAAAAGUACUAGGAGAUGGAGAAAUCAAAGGUAGCAUUCAAGGAGCUCCAUAUGCUACUACAGCUCAGAAAGUAUGGUCAAUCUGUCAAGCACUGGGAGACGUGGCUUUUGGAUUUAACUACUCUUUAAUCCUUCUUAACAUACAGGAUACUUUGAGGUCUCCUCCAGAAGAAAAGGAUACUAUGAAGAAGGCAUCUGUGAUUUCAACUGCUAUCACAACUUUCUUCUAUAUCUGCUGUGGAGGAUUUGGCUAUGCAGCUUUUGGGGAUUCCACUCCAGGGAACCUCUUGACAGGGUUUGGAUUCUAUGAACCGUACUGGCUUAUUGACUUUGCUAAUGCUUGUGUCGUUCUCCAUUUAGUUGGAGGAUAUCAGGUAUACAGUCAGCCACAGUUUGCACUUGCAGAAAGAUAUUUUGUUGAGAAGUUCCCAGACAGUGUAUUUGUAUGUAAAGACUUUGCUCUCAAACUUCCGUGGUUGCCAUCAUUUAGACUAAACCUGCUCCGAUUGUGCUUCCGAACGGCCUACGUUGUUUUAACAAUGACAAUUGGGAUGAUCUUUCCGUACUUUAACCAAGUUGUUGCUGUAGCAGGAGCUUUUACUUAUUGGCCUUUGGUCAUAUAUUUUCCCUUGGAAAUGUACUUGGUGCAGAAAAACAUUAGACCUUAUACAGGGAAGUGGAUUGCUCUUCGUAUUUAUAGUGUUAUUGCGUUGCUUGUGGCAAUGUUUGCCUUGGUAGGCUCCAUUGAAGGGCUUGUAAGUGCAAAAUUUGGUAGUACUUGAGGUUUAAACUCUUCAAGAAUGCGAAAUAAUUGUAUGCGGCUUCACAUUGCCUGAUCAUAUUGCUUUCAGACGGAAAUUAAUAGUUACAAGUCACUUUCUAGGAAGUUAAUGUAUGUCUGCUAAUUUGGA